Mobula hypostoma (lesser devil ray) is the source of this 6123-nucleotide messenger RNA. It is a transcript of the gene mis18bp1, whose product is annotated as MIS18 binding protein 1. The coding region runs from base 217 to 3987 and encodes 1256 amino acids. The transcript has 17 exons. The record is from RefSeq and is a predicted model, not a curated record. NCBI's taxonomy places the organism in Eukaryota, Metazoa, Chordata, Chondrichthyes, Myliobatiformes, Myliobatidae. Gene Ontology annotation, cellular component: chromosome, centromeric region.
CUGCCCGUUAGAAAUGGAGGGUUUGGGUUCUGCUGCAAAUGGAUUUUUCAUCCAAAACGUAAAUAGAUUUUUGAGGCAUCGCGUCAACGUUUUUUCAUUUACAGAUUCGUGUGCACAAUGUAAGUUGUGAGGAGUAUUGGAAGUGAAAAGGAAAACAAUCAUAUUUUCAUUUUGUCUGUUAAUCCAUGCAAGAAGAAAAUUCUCCAAGGUACUGAAAUGGAUAUAGGAGAGAAAACAGCUCGUAAAGGAAUACCUCUUCAUGAGAUUCCAAAUGGUACCCCUUUAAAGGAAUUACGUAAACUUCAGCGUGGCUCAUCAAAUACUCAGUUGGGUACCAAUUCUGUAUCUACAGCCAAAUUCAACUUAGUGACAUUUAAAAAUAAAAAAUCUAAAAUUAAUUGUCACCUUCAGUCCACAUUGUUAAACAAUGAAGGGACAUAUAAUGUAAUUUCUCCAGAACUCAGUGAAAUAAAAGAUUCUGAUUCAAUUUCAGUUUGUGCAAAUAUAGACCAAAGUCACUUUAAUCCUCUUGGAUUCAAAUUGAAUAAACAAGUGGCCUCUGAGAGCCCUGCCAAAACAUUCCAGAGAAUGAAAGGCAAGCUUCACUGUGAUCAGAUAACUGAAAAUCACAAUCUUCAAAAAUCGCAAAAAACAACUUUUGAAUGUAAAGAAUCCGAACAAUAUUCUGAUGCCACUAUGAAUGGAUGCAUCUUAAAAACCAGCUUUACAGUCCCCAAUCCAUUGGACAGAUGUCACAUUUCACCCAUGAAGAACUGUGAUUCUGUGAUGCCAUAUUCCCCAGCCAAAACUUUCUUACAAAUGAAACAAAAUAUGGAAGUUAACAAUCAACACUCUCAAUUAUCUGCAAUUAAACUUUCAGGACAUGAAGUUGGAUUCCUACGUGGUGACCAACGAGGAAAAUCAGUUUCAACAGAAGUGCCAAAUGCACCAAGUAUUUAUCAGCCCACAAGAAAUACAGAGUUUCUGCAAAAAAGCAUGAUAUCCGAAGUUAAUAGUGCUGCUAAAAAGGAGGAAAAUUGGAGUUCUGUUUCUCUGAAGCUGGAUUCCGAUAAUGGAAAUGAUGGUGAUGAUGAAGGUAGCAUAACACAAAACAGAGUAAAUUCAGUUUCAAACAGCAAGCCCUCCGACUGCACAGAAAAUGAAAUGCAGGACAUCCUGGGUUUCAGCACCAUCUCUUUGCAAACAUUUGCCCAAACAGAUAAAAACAUGGUACAAGCAAAACACACAGACUCUGAAGGAGCAAAUGAAGAUAUUAAAGGGUAUAAGGAGCUGUGCAAUAUUUUGCUGACAUCACCAAAGAUCAGAAUACCAAGAAAAGGUGCAGAAGUUGAACUUGGAAAAUCAAAGCCUACCAUUGUUAAUAGUCCCAAAAGCAAAGAGGAAAAAAGGAAGAUUACUCUCACAAAAUGGAUCAUCCAGCAAAUAAAAACCAGCAGUGAAAUUUGUGUUGAAGGACAAAGAGAUGAAGAUGGAACAUAUUGGCAUAGUAAUGUAAUUGCUGAACGAAUAAGCCAGACAGAAGUUAAAUCUAUUACUGGCUCAGUUUAUGUUUUGAAAGGUCCAAUGGAUUACAUUGCAAUGAAGAACCAAGGAUUCUCUGACUCUUCCUUAAAGCACUUCUUUCAUGGUUUUCCACUGGAUUGGGAGGAUUAUAUUGAACAACUCAUUGAAAGUAGGAGGGAAAAGCCUAAGGAUCCAGUCAUAAAAAAGACUAAAAGUGCCAGAAUUCAAAAAUUAUCUUCAAUGAAAUUGUUGAAAUCACAAGAUAAAAUAUCAACAUUCGCGACUGCAAAUACCAGGCAAAAGCUCACUAACAUGAGGAUGCCAAAGGAAAAGCGUAAAAAGACAAACUAUGAGAAUGAUCUUAAAAUUUCAAUGGACAUAUCAAUACAGAGGGGCCUGUUGACCAGCCGUAGUGGCCGUUGCAUUAAAGCACCAAUGGAAUAUUGGCGGGGACAGCGAUUAGUUACUGACAAUAGCUUGAACGUUACCGUCAUUGAGGGUGGAACUAAUUAUUUGACUCCCUCUAAUCUUGAUACUACAAUACAGAAAAAGAAUAGCCGAACUGAAAGUCCUUUGACCUCAAAUCAACAUCAAAAACCAAAAAAUCACACUGAAGAACCUAUUGGAAGGAAAACUAAAAAUCAAGUUUUAAAGAUGGAAAGAAAUGCCAAAGGGACAAAGGGUGCAAAAGAAAAAUCGAAAAAUCAGCCAGUGAAAUAUAGCCUGAGGAAACAGCCACAGCAGCACUUGCCAAGUCAAACCACUUUAAGAACAGAUGGAAUUACUUUGAAUACUGAAAAUAAAAAGAACAAAAAGCAUAAUUACUUAAACCCAACUGUUGUUUUGAGCCCAGUUCACAAUCCUUAUUCGUUAAUGAACAAAACAGUAGAAUUAGGUGAACUUGUACACUCUGUUCAGAAAAAUGCCCAGAAAGGCAAUAAAUUGGUCACUGUAAAUACAAUUAAUUCAUCUGAAAUGCAGGGUACAAGCGAGAACGGCAUCCUUGAAUUCAAAUCUGAGCUAAGAUCCACAAAAGCAAAAUGUCAAGAUACUUACAAAUUAAGAAAUAGAACUGUAAAAUCAAGCAUGUCAUCACAGAACAUCCAGAAAAGCCAGAAUGAGAAAAGAAAUCCAUCUCCUGCAAAAGUGAUCGAUUCAUCUAAAAUGAAGGAUAUAAAUGAAAGGUACACUUCUGAAAGGCGCACACAGAUAAAUCGUUCUUCAAAAUCAAUCGACAAAACUGUUUCAUUGAGUCCAAUAGAAGAUGAGACUUCUCGGUCCAAUAAAGAUACCAAGAUUAAUAUUAAAAGAAAAUCGAGAAAAAUGAAUCUCAAACAGUCUGUCAAUAAGCAAAACUUAGAACAAAAUAAGCAAGUCACAGAGUCACAGUUUGAAGAGUCUUUCGUUCAAAUAGAUGCAGCAGAACUAAGUGAUGAUAAUAGUGGAAGCACUGUGUCAAAGUGCAAUCAACAAUCUUCAAAAAGAAAACAGAAAAAUCAGUUCAAUAGGAUUCUAUCAUCCACUACAGAUGUUUUACUGACUGAAACAAAGCAUGCCAAGGUUAGUGCAAAAAGAAAACUAAAACAUUCGGCAAUAUCCUUAAAAAAGGCAGCACCUAAAAAUAGAGCAGCAGCAGAUACAAGCUCAGAAUCAUGUUCCAUGCCUGGUCAGAAAGUACAACAAAAACUAAGCAUGUCCCUACAUGCUGUUGAUGAUCCUGGAGCAGAACACUGGACUAAGAAAGAACUCCACUGUCUACACAAAACUGUUGCAGCAUUGCCAAAACAUAAACAUGGUUUCUGGGAAGAUGUGGCAGCAUCUGUUGGUACACAUUCUGCUGAGGAGUGCCAACAAAAGUACCUAUCUGAGCAACAGCCUAAAUUGUGCAAAAUAUCUGAAAAACAGAAGAAGAAAAAGUGUUCCAGUAAUGAAAACAAGCAAGGGGAACCCAAGAAAAUUAUUGCACGGGCUGGAACACUGAAAAGAAAGCAGCAAGUAAGGUCUUUCCUAGAACAUAUUCCUAAGGAUGAUCAUGAAGAUCUUUUCAAUGACAUAGAAUUGCAACAUAAGAGAAUAAAGCUUCCAAGUUUUUCAGGCCAAGAAGAUGGCGAUGAUUUUUUCAAACUUCAGGCAAAUCCAACUACUCCAUCUUCAAUCAUCUUUCCUAUAGCAAAAACACCACAGUGGAAUCACAUCAGUCCUCGAAUGUUAGCUCCCACUGAUGGUGCAAGUAAUGACAAAUAUGUGUAUCAAUUACAAAAAAAAUCCAAAACGAAGAACUGGUCCAAAGUCAAGAAGAAAUCGAAACAAACAUUUUUAAUGACACCAUACAGAUUUAAAUCAUCACGGGUAACAGAAGGCCAACAGAAAGGCAAUAUAACGAAGCUAUUCCAAGAUAGAAAAACCGUUCAAUCAGAUGAUGACAAAGAGGAUGAAGAUUAUUACUUUUCAAAUUCGGAAUAGAUCUUAUUUUAUAGAAAGUUAAAAUACCUGAACUCAGAGUAGCUACUUUGUUGAUAGGACUCUGAAAUGUAGUGUUAUUUGAAUACUGGAAUUUGAGUUGUGGUUCCUUCUGUUAAUGGUUUUUAAAUAGUGAAAAUGUAUAUAAAAUGUAUAAACUCAACCAUCAAAUUUUAAGUGUUUUGUAAUGUUUGUUAUAAAUGAUGAAUGAUAUUCUCUCCAAUAUAGCACUUGUUCCUAAGCUUGUACUGUUUCUGAUUUAUCUAUCUUGAUUGCUUUUAUUUUUUUUUGUUUCAAUAUUCCAUUAGUGUGCUAAUUAUUGGGAUAACUCUACAUUAAUUAGAAUUUGUGGCCUACUCUUGUAAUAUAUUAUUUGAUGAACUGUUACUGCAGCCUGGAGGUUUAACUUGUUAACGUGACUGAAUAUGAGUGUGCUGAAAAUAUAUGACAUGUAGGUAAAGAAACAUAUAGGAACAAGCUGCAGUAUUUCUACCACAAUAACAGAAUGCAGAUAGUUGAAUAGAGGGACGUACAGCUUCUCAAGUUAUUUUUUGUUUUCAUUCAUUGUGCAAGAGAAAUUGAAGUUAGUUGUUUUAAAUACUUUUCAUUGCUCUUUUUAUUCAUGGUUUGGUAUGCAAAAACUUAAUGGAGUUAGUUAUUUGAGAGGAAGGUUUCUAAUGAAAAGGUAGUCCUUGCUUUUUAUUCAAAUUAAUUUGAAACAACCGAUUAUUAAAAUAAUUUACUGUUUUGCUUCUUAACGCACUUCUGGAAAAUGCGGUACGUGAAACAUGAAUGACACACCCACAAGAGGCUAUCAUAUAGCACAAAGGACUGAAAUAUUCAUCAUAUGUCUUCACAAUGUACAACACUUUUCACCAUUUACUGAAUGUUACUGUCACUGGAAGGCUGCCAUCAAAUACCAAGCAACAAUUUUCAGUUAACAAAAUUGCUCUAAAGUACUCCCUGAGGGGAAUUAAAGCACGUUUAGCCUCUCUUUGCUAGAAAUGCUAUAAGGCAUAACUAUGUGGAAAAUGUAAAUAUAUAUCAAAUUUUGAACAAAUGACGCUAUAAAGUUAGAAACUACCUUAGGAUAUUCUGGUCAUCUCUUAUCAAAACAGUUAAAACUAGUUUUAAGGAUUGUUCUUUUAAUGUCCUACUAUUCCAAGAAAGCGCAAAAUAAUUUAGCCAACAUAGUUAGAAAUAGGCUUUAAAUUAGCACAGCAAUAGUAAAUGCAUUUCACUUUAACUAUUGUGCUUAAACUUCUUUCAUAUAAGGCACCCUGAAUUAAUUCAGCCAAUUUAACGCUGCUAUAUCCAUGUAGAAUCUGGGCAAAUCACUAACAUUAACUGUAAAAGCUUGUUAGGAAUCUGGGAAUUAUGUCUUUAGAGGGUAAAUGAAUGGAUAUCUGUUUAUUGGGAUUUAGGAUUAUUGAAAGAGAAGAACUGCUCUAUUUUUCCUCUCAAGUAAAAGGGGUAAAAACCAAAUAAUUUCAAUGCAGAGAUCAGAAGUGGGAACUAGCUUAUAAUUAACUAAUCCAAAUUGGGCUCUGCUUGAUUCAGAAACUGGAAUAUAAAUAUUUUUACUUGUUUCCAAUUUAUUUGUUUUCAUAAGGAGGUAAUGCUACACUGAAAUACAAAUGGUGGACUAGGAAUCUUUGCUUGGAUACACCAGGUAAGGUACAUGGUUGUAAAAUUUCUUUUGCAAGCUAUUUUUUAUAUUUGCCAAAUAUAUGUUUGUAAUUUCCAGAAUUGAAAUGUAGAGAAUUGGUCUAAGCAAAUAUGUACUCUGAUCCUAUCCACCAGAAUGUGAAAUAAUUUCAUUCAGCCCAGAAGAAAAUACCCUGAUCAUUGCAAAAGUGGUAGUUUGAUUGCUGUUCUUUUCCAUUUUGGCAUUGAAAUAAAGACUACUUUUGGUUAUUCAUCUUCGUCAGCUCAUCCUAAAAGCUUGGUUUAUCUUUGAAAGAGAUUCUUGAAUUUGAGGAAAGGAACUAUUAUGUACAUUCAAGCAGCCUAUUUACAACAUGUGCUUCUGUUAAGGUAUAGGAAUCCUGCCAGUUUUUCAUAAGUCCUCAUAAGUACUGUGUUUGUCAGUAGUUUCUCUGUAUAUUUUUGUACUUCUGCAAUAAAUGUAGAAUAAUC